AUGACAGGCAAGAUUGCAGAGUUAGUGAAGAAGCUUAAUUGCACAGAAAAUCAAGCAAGAAAUGCACUGCAGCUGGCAAGAGAUGACAUGGCCAUAGCAGAGACAAUUAUAAAGGAGUACAACGCAGAUAAAAGGACCAGCUACGUGGGUGGUCACAGUGGGCAGAUCGUGGAAAUCCCAAAGACAAAGUAUGCAGCAGAAUUUGAAAAGUUAAUGAAGGCCUCGAAUGCAGGAGAAAAUGAAGAGCCAGUGGGAAGUAGGAAGCUAACAAUAUACAAGAAUGGAUUUAUGAUUGAUGAUAAAUUUACACCACUCUCAGAGAAAGAAAUAAAAAGAGCCCUGGAUAACAUCCUGAAGAAGCAAGAAGUGCCAAGUGAUUUAUUCAAUAUUAAACAGAAUGAUUUGGUGGAUGUGGAAAUACAGGAUAAGUCGGACGAAGUAUACAAAGAAGACUACCCUGGCCUCUCCAGAACAGUCAAACUAACCAUUCCACAGGAAGGCAAGUCAGUCAUUGAACUGGGCACUGAUGAAGUUCUUUUUAAAUUAACAAUCCGCAAUAAGAAUACUAUUGUUAAAAUGGGCGGGUGCACUUCCUUUGCUCCCCUCCAGAAAUAUCUUCAGGAGAGAGAGUGUCCAGGAGGAUUAUUUCAUGACGGCAAGAAUGUGCCAUGGGAGGAAAACCCAUCGAAGUAUAAAAGAGAACUCUUAAAGCUAGUUGAAUAA
This is a messenger RNA of Nematocida ausubeli, 723 nucleotides long. RefSeq lists its product as uncharacterized. The record is from RefSeq and is a predicted model, not a curated record. The transcript has a single exon. The coding region runs from base 1 to 723 and encodes 240 amino acids. Lineage: Eukaryota; Fungi; Microsporidia.